UUUAAUUCGGCAGAGUUCGGAGUUUAACCCAUAUGAACACAUCUAAACUAUUAAAAAGGGUCAGCUUAAUAUCGUGAAUUUAUUCUUCGAGACAUUUUUAAUCACCCAGAAAUGUGAGGCCUUUAAAAACCCACGUGAGCGGUGCCCGCCCCCACCUCCUGACAAUAAAUCCCAAUGGUGAAGAGUCGCCUGCAACAAACACGACGGUGUGUUUGACCUCCUGAGUUUCACAAUGUGUUCAAUUCCUGGCCUUCCAACACCAGGAUCAAAAGUACCAGUUCUUAUUACGAGGGUAAACCUAAACUCCACUUGUGGUCUUGUGGAAUUGUGGGCCAACAUGGAUAAUGGGAAGAAGCACAUGUAUGAGCAGAUGAGAGAUGAAAUUCAGACUCCUAAAAGGAAGUUUUAUGGACCAGAAGGAAACCCAGGGGAUCACUGUCUGGUUUGCAUCAGUGAAACCUGGCACAGAGCUCGGAUUGUAUCGAUUCAAACUGAAGCUUGCAACGUUUUUCUGAUUGACCAGGGACAGCCUCAUAUCACCACAAAUGAAGCUUUAGCAUGGGGCAAGAAGGACAGUUUUCUCCUUCCUCCUGAAACUGAAUCAUGCAUACUCGCAAAUGUCCUCUCCCUUGGGAAUAACUGGCCUGAAAAAGCCACAACAUUUUUGGAGUCCCUGCCUGGCAAGACCUUUAAGGGACUGGUUCAACAUGUGCUGAUGCCAGACAGGACCAUUCUCCUUGACAUACCAACAAUUUCCAAACACAUGUGUAAGGUUGGAGUUGCAAAGAAAAUGCCAGUCGACGAGUUUAAAUGUCUCGUACAGAAAUGUCUUGAGGCCGACCACGUAACGCAGCAACAGAAUCUGAAUGUUAGCUGCCAACUUAAGAAGCCUGAGCAAUACUUUUACCCAGAACUGUUAACUGAUACUUUUGAAACUGUUAAUGUGACUGCGGUAGCUAAUCCAUAUCGUAUUUUUUGCAUUCUCCUAAUUUUUUCCAAGUCAGUGAAGAUGUUAUCAGAACAGAUCCAGCAGCACUAUGAAGAUAGCUCAGAUUCAGGAGAGACACAGCCUUUGACCUGUGGGGAUCCAUGUGCCGCUAGAGGCAUAACCGGAAAAUGGCAUCGCUCGAUACUAAAGCAAACAAUGACUAGCGAUGGUGCUGUAGAAGUCUUGCAUGUGGAUGAAGGCAAAAGUGAAUUGGUCCCAAUUGGAAACAUCCGACCUCUGCAUGUAAAAUUUCUGAAAAUGCCAGUUGUCACGUAUCCCUGUUCUCUUGAAGGUGUAAAAGAUAACCGCACAGGGUGGACUACAGACCAGACUGAUUACUUGAAAUCACUGCUCCUGAACCGGACAUUUGUGGCGAAAUUUUACCACAACAAUAUACAUCAAGAUGUCUAUAAUGUCAUCCUUUAUGCAGAUAAUGGUGCAUGCAUCAACAGUUGUUUCAUAGAGAUUGCAGGACCCAUUUCACCAUCCAAGACUGAACAAAAUUCCUAUGUCCAAAAUGUACCCCUUCUCUCAUCAUUUCUCAGUCCACUUGGAGACGAACGUGGCAUGGAAUUGCAUAACAAAGUCAUUGUAAAUGUUGAUGGUUUACUGGAGGAAACUUUGCCAUGGACCAAGAACCGAGCGGUCAAUGGCAGAACAGAUGAUGGACCCACUUCUGGAGCUGGCGAUACUCUUAGCAAAAGAAGCUCAGAACAUCCAAGCCCUCUAAUACAGAGCAAUGGGAAUCCUUUAACAAGUUUCCCCUCUGAGGUGCAAAAUGCUUCUGGUGACAAAGGGAUGGAAAAUGGUUAUCAACUAAAUGGCCAUCCAUAUUGCACAGAUCACCCACUUGGAUGUAAUAGUGUGACACAAGAGAUGACUAGUCUCGUUCAGACUGCUCACCAGAUCUCCAACUGCUCAGAACAUGCAAGUGUGCCAAAUGAGGAUGGUUUAAUACAAAAGCUCAUGAAUGGAUCAGUAGUAACACAGACAACCAAACAAAAACAAGUCCACAGCAGAAAUGUGACAUGUGCAAGAGAUGAGCUAAAGUCACAAUCCAUAAUUAAUGUCCCUGCACCAGAGAUUGAACUUAAAAAUAAUUUGGAUGAAGGAAGAAAAACAAAUUUGGAUGUCAUUCUUGACAAAGAAAUAAAAAGUGGCCAAAUUGACAUAGAAAUUACACAACCUUCCCUUCCUUCUUGCCCCAAGGGAAAUGUUAACAUCUGCAUGUGGCCAAACAUUUCUCAAAACAAGACCAGAGCGGUAUACGCAUCCUGCAUUGUUGGACCACAUUACUUCUGGUGUCAGUACACAAACAUUGAAGAUCUGAACGCAGCGUCAAGACUUGCUCAGGAAGCAGGACAGGCCCAACAGGACAUGAUGUUCCCCGAGACUCUUGGUCCUGGCAGUCCAUGUCUUGCUCUUUUUUCCAGUGAUAAACAGUGGUAUCGAGCUCAAGUAAUUAGCAGAGAGGAGGAUGCAUUCAAUGUUGUGUUUAUUGACUAUGGAAACGAGUGUAACGUUGACAUCAAGAAUGUGAGAUCACUGCCUCAGAGUCUGCUGGAGAAGGCUCCUCAGGCCUUUCUGAGCUAUUUGAAUGGAUUUCAUAAGUCCAAGGGCUCCUGGGAUGAUGAAGGUUAUGAUGAGUUCUACAAUCUUGUGGUUGAUAAAGAACUGAGAGUGACGGUGUUUAACACAGAGGAUCAUCCGGAUAUUGCAGUUCCUCAGUAUGCAGUGGAACUUGAGUGUGAGGGAGUGCUUGUGAAUACACUGAUGGAGAAAUACUGGAAACCAGUUGCCAAAGAAUGUGUUUCGAUACAACACCCUCAAACAGAAACUCUCCUCCAAGAUGGUCAAACUGAGUCCAACAGGACACACCUCAGUGUUUCCAAAGGAAAUGUGAAUACUUGCAUGUACAAGAAGCCAUGCAUCUCCAAAAACAAAAAGGAGGAGGUAUAUGCCUCUUGUAUUGGGGAACCCAAUUUCUUCUGGUGUCAGUAUGCCAACACGGAGGAGCUUAGCGAAGUGUCUAGGCUUGCUCAGGAAGCAGCACACACACAACAGGACUUAAAGUUCCCAGAGACUCUUGGUCAUGGAAGUCCAUGUCUUGCUCGGUUUUCCAGUGACAAACUGUGGUAUCGAGCUCAAGUAAUUAGCAGAGUUGACGAUGAAUUCAAAUGUGUGUUUAUUGACUAUGGAAAUGAAUGUGACGUUGACAUCAAGAAUGUAAGAUCACUGCCUCAGAGUCUGCUGGAGAAGGCUCCUCAGGCCUUUCUGUGCUCUUUGAAUGGAUUUGAUGAAUCUAAGGGCUCCUGGGAUGAUGAAGGUUACGAUGACUUCUAUAAUCUUGUGAUCGAUAAACCGCUGAGAGUGGCAGUGUUCAACACAGAGGAUCAUCCAGAGAUUGCAGUUCCUCAGUAUGCAGUAGAAAUUGAGUGUGAGGGAAUGGUUGUAAAUGUAGCAAUGCAGAAAUACUGGAAACCAGUUGCCAAAGAACGUGUUGGGAUAGAGCACCCUCAAACAGAAACUUUCCUCAAAGAUGGUCAAACUGAGUCCAACAUGACACACCUCAGUGUUUCCAAAGGAAAUGUGAAUACUUGCACGUACAAGAAGCCAUGCAUCUCCAAAAACAAAAAGGUGGAGGUAUAUGCUUCUUCUAUUGGGGAACCCAAUUUGUUCUGGUGUCAGUACACCAACACCGAGGAGCUCAGCAAAGUGUCAAGGCUUGCUCAGGAAAUGGCGCACACACAACAGGACAUGACGUUCCCCAAGACUCUUGCUCCUGGCAGUCCAUGCCUUGCUCUGUUUUCCAGUGAUAAACAGUGGUAUAGAGCUCAAGUAAUUCGCAGAGUUGACAAUGCAUUCAAUGUUGUGUUUAUCGACUAUGGAAAUGAGUGUGAUGUUGACAUCAAGAAUGUGAGAUCACUGCCUCAGAGUUUGCUGGAGAAGGCUCCUCAGGCCUUUCUGUGCUCUUUGAAUGGAUUUGAUGAGUCCAAGGGCUCCUGGGAUGAUGAAGGUUACGAUGACUUCUACAAUCUCGUGGUUGAUAAAGAACUGAGAGUGACGGUGUUUAACACAGAGGAUCAUCCAGAUAUUGCAGUUCCUCAGUAUGCAGUGGAACUUGAGUGUGAGGGAGUGCUUGUGAAUACACUGAUGGAGAAAUACUGGAAACCAGUUGCCAAAGAAUGUGUUUCGAUAGAACACCCUCAAACAGAACCUCUGCUCCAAGAUCGUCAAACUGAGUCCAACAUGACACACCUCAGUGUUUCCAAAGGAAAUGUGAAUACUUGCAUGUACAAGAAGCCAUGCAUCUCCAAAAACAAAAAGGAGGAGGUAUAUGCCUCUUGUAUUGGGGAACCCAAUUUCUUCUGGUGUCAGUACGCCAACACGGAGGAGCUUAGCGAAGUGUCAAGGCUUGCUCAGGAAGCGGCACACACACAACAGGACAUGAUGUUCCCGGGGACUCUUGGUCCUGGAAGUCCAUGCCUUGCUCUGUUUUCCAGUGACAAACGGUGGUAUCGAGCUCAAGUCAUUCGCAGAGUUGACGAUGAAUUCAAUGUCCUGUUUAUCGACUUUGGAAAUGAAUGUGACGUUGACAUCAAGAAUGUGAGACCACUUCCUCAUAGUCUGCUGGAGAAGUUUCCUCAGGCCUUUCUGUGCUCUUUGAAUGGAUUUGAUGAGUCCAAGGGCUCCUGGGAUGAUGAAGGUUACGAUGACUUCUACAAUCUCCUGGUCGAUAAAGAACUGAGAGUGACCGUGUUCAACACAGAGGAUCAUCCAGAUAUUGCAGUUCCUCAGUAUGCAGUGGAAAUUGAGCACGAGGGAGUGGUUGUGAAUACACUGAUGGAGAAAUACUGGAGAAGACGGGCCACAGACCAUGCCUUGGCAGAAGGUUUGGGAUCAGAUCUGGACCCAGAUGAAUGCCCAUGUUGUCCAACCCAGUUGUGACAGAGCAAGGCUUUUGUUAACUGAAAAUGUACAGAUUUUGUUAGAAAUGUUACUAAAUGUAGUUUACUGACUAAAUGAAAUAGUGUGAUAUGUGCAUAACUUGUGCCAAUAAACGUAAAGUACUUGCAUGAA
This is a messenger RNA of Perca flavescens (yellow perch), 5068 nucleotides long. It is a transcript of the gene tdrd6b, whose product is annotated as tudor domain containing 6b. The record is from RefSeq and is a predicted model, not a curated record. Bases 233 to 4936 code for a protein of 1567 amino acids. Lineage: Eukaryota; Metazoa; Chordata; Actinopteri; Perciformes; Percidae. The transcript is spliced from 3 exons.